This is a messenger RNA of Candida tropicalis MYA-3404, 1203 nucleotides long. RefSeq lists its product as uncharacterized. Gene Ontology annotation, cellular component: membrane. NCBI's taxonomy places the organism in Eukaryota, Fungi, Ascomycota, Pichiomycetes, Serinales, Debaryomycetaceae. The transcript has a single exon. Gene Ontology annotation, biological process: regulation of peptide transport. Bases 1 to 1203 code for a protein of 400 amino acids. The record is from RefSeq and is a predicted model, not a curated record.
AUGUCAACUGCUACCAAUAUAAGACUAUCGAUAUUGAAAUAUUUCCGUGCAUUUUUCAUACCAGAUAAUACACUACAUCCUAGACAAAAAUGGAUUCUUGGACUAAUAAACCUUGCUGCGGUUGUGAUAUUUUGGGUGCUGUCCAGUUUCCUAGUGAAUGCAGUCGUUGAAGGUGAUACUUAUAGAAAACCAUUCUUGAUCACUUAUAUAAACACUAGUUGUUUUUGUUUUUACUUGAUCCCUUACUUGAGAAUUGAAAAGUUAUCUUUGGCCCAAUUUUGGGAUAAGUUUCUUGAAGAAUAUCAUUACAGCAAGCUCGUUGAUAAGACCGAACAGCCAUUGAUUCGCAAUUAUGGUUCAGGAGAUAGUUUAAAUGAUUUAGAAGAUCAAACAUUGGAAGUUAGUGAUUCAAGUAUACCUCAAGAGGAUUUGAAUGUUAAUAUUUAUGAAACAGCAAAAUUAUCUUUUCAAUUUAUUGUAUUGUGGUUUUCUGCAAAUUUUGUUACAAAUGCUUCAUUAUCCUAUACAUCAGUAGCUUCACAAACAAUUUUAUCUUCUACAUCAUCUUUCUUCACUUUGAUUAUUGGAUUCAUGGCAGCCGUUGAAAGAAUCAACCAAAACAAAAUAAUGGGUAUCCUUUUGAGUUUUGCCGGGGUCAUGAUUGUUACCAAAGCUGACACAGAUGAAAAUAAUCCAAAUAAUGAUAAGUCUGCUUGGAUUAUAUUCUGGGGUAAUAUCCUUGCUUUAUCUGGGGCUUUACUUUAUGGUGUGUACACCAUUCUUUUGAAACUUAAGAUUACUGUUCCAAACUCAAAGAAAGAAAGAAAUUUGAAUACCCAUUUAUUCUUUGGAUUUGUUGGGUUAUUCUGUUUAGUCUUUUUAUGGCCAUUAUUGAUUGCAUUACAUUAUCUUGAAAUUGAAAAAUUUGAAGCUCCACCUACAUCCAGUGUGACCUGGCUUAUUUUUUCCAACGCUGCCAUUACAUUUGUCAGUGAUUUCUGCUGGUGUAACGCUGUAUUAUUAACUAGUCCGUUGACAGUAACUGUUGGGUUAUCAAUGACAAUUCCAUUAGCCAUGGUCGGUGACUGGGUUUUCAAAGAAUUCGAAUUGAACAUGUUGUAUAUAUUUGGAGCUUCAAUCGUCACCAUUGGUUUCCUUAUUAUAAACAGAGAUGAAGAAGAGGAUUUUGUAGAAGAUGACUAG